CCCCAGGCUGGCUUCCGCGGUCGCCAUGACGGCGGCCGUGUUCUUCGGUUGCACCUUCAUUGCCUUCGGGCCUGCGCUUGCCCUCUACGUCUUCACCAUCGCCAUCGAGCCGUUGCGCGUCAUCUUCCUCAUCGCCGGAGCUUUCUUCUGGUUGGUGUCUCUACUCCUUUCAUCCCUUUUAUGGUUCAUAGCAAGCCACAUUACUGAGAACAAAGAUGGACCAACACAGAAAUAUGUGCUAAUCUUCGGAGUGUUGGUUUCAGUCAUUAUCCAAGAAAUGUUCCGAUUUGCUUAUUACAGACUUUUAAAAAAAGCCAGUGAGGGUUUGAAGAGCAUAAACCCAGAUGAGAGUGCACCCUCCAUGCAAUUGCUGGCCUAUGUUUCUGGCUUGGGCUUUGGAAUCAUGAGCGGAGUGUUUUCCUUUGUGAAUACCCUGUCUGACUCCUUGGGGCCAGGUAUUGUGGGCAUUCAUGGAGAUUCUCCUCAGUUUUUCCUUAAUUCAGCUUUCAUGACGCUGGUUAUCAUAUUGCUGCACGUGUUCUGGGGCAUUAUAUUUUUUGAUGCUUGUGAGAAGAAAAAGUGGUACAUUCUUCUUAUAGUUCUCCUGACCCAUCUGCUGGUAUCUACUCAGACCUUCCUAAGUCCUCACUAUGGAAUAAAUCUGGUGUCAGCAUACGUAAUCAUGGUGUUCAUGGGCAUCUGGGCAUUUUUUGUUGCUGGAGGCAGCUGCCGAAGCCUGAAAUUCUGCCUGCUCUGCCAAGACAAGGACUUUCUUCUUUACCACCAACGUUCUAGAUAACCUCCGACAGUCAGUUCCUACCAACAGCAGGCUGUGUCAUUAGAGGAAGCACAACAGUGCCUUUUUCUAAAAAGAGUAAGAAAGAAAGAAAUCCCCUUUUCUGGUGGAAUUUUGGAAAAGCAAAGCUAUCUAGAUAGGAAUUCCAUUUGCUUGGCUUUCAAGAAACAGGUCUCUCAAAAGGAUGCCUCAGUGGUCUGCGUGCUGGCUGCAUGUUAGAGACACCUGGGAAACAGAAGGAAUACUGAUUCAGGGCUCUCCACUCCAGAUUUAAUUGGCAUGAGCAUUUGGUAAUUUUUGAAAGCUUCCAAGUAAUUCCAAUGUGUGACAAGGCUGAAAAGCACUGGGAUCCAGAUGGGAACUUCUCAAUAUCCUAAGUAAAUGAGAUUCUGAUAUUUAACUGUCUCCUGAUUCAACUUGUGCUAAGCAAGUAAAUUGCUGAAUGUCAAAUUCUAGUUAGCCUUUAUCUUUUUAUGUUAUGAAUUCACAAAAGGCUAAAGGGCUAUCACCUCUGAACCAUUCACAUAUAUUUCACUAAUACCAUCUUAGCAAAACAUGGUAGACUGUGCUGCUCAAUACAAUAAUAAAUUACACUGACUUACUAUGAUAAUUUAGCCAAAAUAAGAUUAGAUUAAUAAGGUAUAUUCUCCUGAAAUUUUUCCAUUCUAGAUUUUGCUUUUUUGAGGCACUGCAUUUUUUAAGUAUAAAUUCAGUUUAAGAUUAAUUUUUUAUUUCCUUGGAAAGUACAAAAUCGAGAAUUGUGCAAAGUCUUUGAGUCUUUUCUUAGUUUAAAGCUGCAGUGUUUACUAUCUGAGUGCCAGGUGCUGGAUUAGGUGAGGUAAAGCCCCAUGUUUUAUCCCUAAGCAGCUGAACAGAGAACUGAGAACUGUACCCUGGGACAGGCUUCCCUGGAGCUGGUGGAAAUGUGACCAAAAGCUCAAGGAAAAUAAGCCAAAAGGAUGUUCUUGGACACUUUUCAUUUGCUCCUGUUACUGUUUUCAGCUGAAUCUAGCCAGCCAGCAUCCAGGCAGACAAGGUUGUCAUUAACAAUACUGAACAGCUCCUUUACCCAAAUGGUAUAGUAUAAAAUUGUAAAAAUGUAUUUUAAACUGCCAGAUUUUUUGCUAUUACAUAUCCAUAUAAUCUUUAGAUUUAUUAGGUAUCUGGGUUUUGGUAGCAGUGAUAUAGCGUUCUCUUUAGAAGAAUAUCCAAGGUGUUUGUUCAGCUUCUAAAUAACAUUUUUUUUAAUUUCCUUUAUGGAGAGGAAAUCCUAGUGAAUUAUGAUUUUACUAACUGGAAAUUUUUCCCAGUUUUUGUCUUUGGGGAGCUGAUAGUGUGAAAUGGAAAUUAUACAUUAAAGGGAUACUUCUGUGAAUCCUAUAUAUUUUUUAGAAGAAGGUCCCCCCCCACCAAAAAGAAAAAG
Molecule: messenger RNA, 2219 nt
Organism: Marmota flaviventris (yellow-bellied marmot)
Lineage: Eukaryota; Metazoa; Chordata; Mammalia; Rodentia; Sciuridae
Gene: Aph1b
Product: aph-1 homolog B, gamma-secretase subunit
Biological process (GO): positive regulation of catalytic activity; protein processing
Cellular component (GO): membrane
Source: RefSeq, a predicted model, not a curated record